Messenger RNA from Drosophila innubila, 1524 nucleotides. Its product is annotated as hornerin. The coding region runs from base 117 to 1430 and encodes 437 amino acids. The transcript has 2 exons. Lineage: Eukaryota; Metazoa; Arthropoda; Insecta; Diptera; Drosophilidae. The record is from RefSeq and is a predicted model, not a curated record.
UUAAGAGAGCAAGAGAGAGGCGCAAGAGCUGACGAUAAUACGCUGCAAGGAUAUACCACAAAUCGAUCGAUAACUUACUUUUUUUUGGCGUUUUGUUUUUGUGUAAUUUAACAAAAAUGCAGUUCGCUUUAUCGCGGUCGCUGCUGAUUUGCGCGUUCUGCGCUAGCUUAUCCUUAACCGGUGCCAAGCAAGUACAACAACAACAACAGCAGGCAACAAAACUGAAACGUGAUGCAGCAUUGAGUUUUGGCAGUGGACUUUAUCAUGGCCCCUCCCACAAAUACUUGCCGCCUUCAGCAGUGACUUCCGGUUACGAGAGCACAUAUGCAUCAUUGCAUGGCAAUGGAUUGGCCUCGAGCAGCGGCUUUGACUUUGCCAGCCUGGACACGGACAACAGUCAUCAUCAUUAUAAUCAGCAUCAUUAUAGUGCUCAACAUGGACAUGGACUGGGACAUAUAUAUGGACUAGGACAUGGAUAUGGACUAGGACACGCACAGGGACAUGGACACGGACACGGACGUCCUGUGUAUAUAAGCUCGGCAGGAGCAGCUGGUUAUCAGCAUCAUCAUCAUCAGCAACAACAGCCGCAUUCACAUCGUCCCAAGGUGGAAACCUAUAUUGUGCAGACGAGCAAUCCGCAUCAUCAGAGUCAUGGCAAUGGCUUGGCCGGAGGAUUGGGACUGGGUUUGGCAGGUGGACUGGGUGGGGGCUACAAAUAUGCCGGCAGCUCUGGCGGAUUUCUGAAUUUAUUAAGCGGCGCUCACAAACAACAUGGCGGCAACACUUAUCUGCUGGCCACGCCCACUUACAGCACAAAUCAUGCAGGCGCAGGACAUGGACUUGGCGGACACGAGGAUCACAGCACCGCCGGCUACAGCUAUGAGGCGCCCAGUGUGCAUUUUAAGCAACCUUUGAGCAGCUAUGGUGUUCCAAUUUUACCCAAUUACGAGCACGAGGAACAGGAACAGGAACAGGAGCAGGAGCAGCAGUCGGAACAUCAAGCGGAGCACACGCCGCACAAUCAUAAUCAUGGCGAUCAACAGCCACCAGCUUAUGCCUUGGGUCACAAGGGAUUGGGACACUUUAGCUAUACGUCCAGUAAGCCACAUGCUCUCAAUACGGACAUCCAUCAACAUCAGCAGGAGGCGCCUUUCAAGCCCAGCGCCUUUUUGGGCGCCAAACAUGAGCCGAGCCCAGGUUUUGACUUUGCCACGCCCACUUCGAGCAGCUCCAGCAGUCAUCAGUUCUUGCAGCCGCCCACAGCAGCUGGCUAUGAUUAUGCUCAUCCCGCUCCUCCGCCGAGUGUACUUUAUGGUGCUCCUGCACAAUCUGGAGAUUCGGCCGCGCCCAUUUUUGAGCCAGAAUCCACGUAUUUGCCACCCGUGAGCAGCUAUGGCGCCCCUGCCACGCCCACACACAGCUACCACUAAAUUAUGCCCAUUAAUAUUUAAGUUACAUUUUACUUCUCAAUAUUUUAUUUUUUUUUUUUUUUGUAACAAUUGUUCGUAAUCUUAAGUGCUAAAA